AGGGGAGCGGGCCACCAUGGGCGCCUGCUGGCUGCGCUGCGUGCUGCUGGGCUGCUGCCUGGCGUGGCGCUGGGGCCGGGCCCAGAGGCCGUCAGGCAGCGGCGUCGGGGGCGAGUACUGCCACGGCUGGGUGGACGCGCACGGCCGCCCCCACGAGGGCUUCGCUUGCCCCGAGCGCUUCGACGCCCCCGGCGCCACCAUCUGCUGCGGCUCCUGCGCGCUGCGCUACUGCUGCGCCCUGGCCGAGGCGCGCCUGGAGCAAGGCGCCUGCACCAACCACCCCGACGAGCCCGCCCGGCCGCCCGGCCGCGCCCAACCGGUCUAUGUACCUUUUCUUAUCGUUGGAUCGAUAUUUAUUGCCUUCGUCUUUGUGGGCUCUCUGGUCGCCGUUUAUUGCUGUUCGUGCCUAAGGCCCAAGCGGACUUCGCAGCCGCCCAUCCGAUUCUCUCUCCAGAGCUACCAGAUGGAGACUUUACCAAUGAUCUUGAACUCCACAAGUCUAAGGACCCCUUCACGGCAGUCCAGUACGGCGACAAGUUCAAGUUCUACUGGGGGCUCCAUCCGCAGGCUCUCAUUUGCUAGACCUGAAUCGGGAUGCAUCAUGGCCUCUCCGCCUCCCCCUUAUUCAUCUGGCUGUUUACAAAUGGGCCAUUCUGUCCACCUCUCGCAGCCUUCUGGAUUUUUGGUAUCAGCCCCGUGUUUUUCCUAUCCUCUCCGUUCUGAACCACCGGUAACUGGAAAGAGCGUUCCAGAUUUUAGUCCGAGCUGAAAGGAGUUUUUCAAAACAGAACGCUGGAUUCACAGAGAAGCACAGUUAACUCCUGCUUUGUGUAGUUUUCAGCAAUGUGUUUUGUGGCCACGGGAUUCAAAACUAUGCGAAUGGGUGAGCUGCCCUUUUGCAAGUGCGUAUGGCUGCAAAACGAAUGUCCUGAAUUGCAGCAUCACCCUCGUGUCGGCCGUAGUUAAAAAUAUGUUGCAAACUAAAGUUUUCUCUUUGGAGUUCAUGCGUACAUCUGUAGUUCUAACCUGAGCAGAGGUCCUACGGAUACAUGUAGAAUAAGGCACUGUGGGGAAAUGAGGGAAGAAAAUUGUAGAGGACAGCUAAGUAAUGGCCAUGGCUUAGUCUAGCCGAAGUUAAGCACUUUUAAAGGUUCUGUUCCUUUGGCACUUCUGAGUAAACAUGUUGAAAUUUGAACUACAUGUCGCGUGUGUUUGUGUGUGGCACCAAGUCCCAGCUGACUUAUGGCAACUCAGUAGGGUUUUCAUGGCAAAAGACAUUCAGAGAUGGUUUGCCACUGUCGGCCUCUGUGUGCUGAGAGAGUUCUGAGAGGACUGUGAGUGGCCCAAGGUUACCUUCACAUCUUACUGAUUUUAACAUUCAUGUUUCUCCAGUUAAAUUCAGCAUACUGACCCUGGGCUGGAUUGACUGGGUUAAAGGGGUGGGUAGGAAGAACUUAGGUUUACUAUCCACAAGCAAUCAAAAUAAGAAUUAGCAUCACUAAUCAUAAUGAGAAUUAUUUUAUAAAUUAGUAUUAAAAUACUGGAGCAUUUAAAUGGCAAACUGUGAAAUUAGAUUAAUCAAUAUCGCCCAGAAACUUUCAAAAAGUAUAUAACAAGGACAUAAGCAAUCCAUUUGCUAAAAUCCUUGUGCCAGCAAGUAAGGACUGAACUAUAAAAAAAACUGUAACAAGACUGAUUUUACAAGCGGAUGCGAUAGAGCAGAUGUAUAGAACUGAAAGCCCUAUAGAGUGUAUAGUAUAAGGAUACAGAGCAGGAUUUUAAUAUUGAGUUUCAUGUAUUGUCUGGGGUCUCACAGUUCAGACGUCAUCUAGGUAGUGUAUACAAAUUACACAGAUUUUUAAAUGUUAAAUUUCACAGAUGUUAAAUUUUACAGAUUUUAAAGUGUUAAUAGUAGAAUUAGUCUUAAAUAUUUUCUCAAGGAUGUAUUUAUUGUGAAUGUCUUGGAAAACACAAGCUGGAUAGCACGGUCUUAAAAGGUUUUAUAUGUAAAAUUAGCACUAUGACUCUUUUUUUAAAACUGUAAUUCAAAAUGUAUAAGCCCAGUUAACACUAUUUAGAAACCACAGGUUCUUUACCCAACAAAAUGUGAGGAGGAAAUACUUUAGUUAUCAAAUAUGUUUGUUCCGAAUGGACAAAAAUGUAAUUCACUGCAAAAUUACAGAGUUGUCAUCUGUAAAGAACACAGCUGAUCAGCCCUGAGAUACGUUAAAGCAUAUGAAAAUGAUGUCAGAAAUAAAGUUUAAGUAAGUUUGUGAA
This is a messenger RNA of Sphaerodactylus townsendi, 2277 nucleotides long. It is a transcript of the gene SHISA3, whose product is annotated as shisa family member 3. The transcript has 2 exons. Lineage: Eukaryota; Metazoa; Chordata; Lepidosauria; Squamata; Sphaerodactylidae. Bases 17 to 769 code for a protein of 250 amino acids. The record is from RefSeq and is a predicted model, not a curated record.